UUUAAUUUUACAAUUUGAAGUAAAUUAUACACACCCUUAAAAUCAAAUAUAAAGCCAGAAGAGGAAGCACAUUACAGAUAAAUAUAGUAAUACAAGGUGAGGCAGUGAGAUAGCAUAAGUUUAAGUGACACAUCUAUAAAAUCAAAUAUAUUAUGGUACGAGCUGAAAUAUAAUCAAGAGCGAGGAAGAACUCUCUGGUGCAAUUCUUAUUUUCCAGGGCCAAAAGAUUCAGUUUCAAUUUCACUUUUUUAGUUAUUUUAAUUAAUGAUAUAUUCUUAUCAUUUAUUCAUUUUCAUCCACCCAAAAUUAAUCAAAUGUUUAUUUGAGCUUGGGAUUUUUGUACUAACACAUAAAAUUAUUUCGAAAUUAAAAAACACCUGUUAGUUUUGAAUAAACGAAUCUAAACUCUAUUAUGUUAAAACUGAUCAAAAAACAAAAUUUGUCAAAAUUUUCUUCUGAGGGUGAUUAUCAGUUGAUUGUUAUUGACUAUUGUUAUAGACAGACCUUUGACUUCAAAACAAUGAACAAGGAGAUGAGUGCUGCCUUGACACAAGAGGAUUCGGUCAAAGAGUCGCCAACUGACACUGAUGAAAGCCUGGAGUCCGAGUCUGAUCCUGGUUUAAGGGAAGGUAUCACUGAGAAUGUAGUUUCACCUCCUCGUUGUUUGCCCUCGAGUAAUGGUUAUCUAUUAAUUAAGGGUACUUCUGUCGUUUCAAUUUAUGAUUUUGAGUGAUUAUUUGAAGUUUGCUUCGUUUGAUUUGGUCACUCUGUUUUGUAUUUUCUUUAUCUGGUGGAGGUAAGGGAUGCUAGAAACCCUCCUCUGUCUCAGUAUCCCAAGCGUAAUCAAGUAUUGUAUACUCAAACUCAUGAUGGUAACACAGUAAGGGUCUUUUCUUCCUCAACAUCAUAUAUUUUUUCUGGUUAAGAGGAAAUUGCCACAUGCUACCUCACAAUCUUGAGUAUUUAGUGUGGUGGAACCAUAUUACUUGCUGGACGCUGCUAAACCAGUUAAUUAUCGAAGAUAUGAUCAUUGUUUGAUAUGUUUGUGUCUUCAUGGACUGUCUUUUGAUGAUAUUAUCCCAUCAUUAUGUGGCAGGGAGGUAUAACUGAGAAUGUAGUUCUGCCUCCACCUCUGCCUUCGCCUCCGCCUCGGCCUCGGUCUCGGCCUCGGUCUUGGCCUCGGUCUCCGUCUCUGCCUCGGUCUUGGCCUCAGUCUCCGCCUCCGCUUCCGCCUGGGUCUUCGUCUCCGCCUCGGUCUCGGCCUCCGCCUCCGCCUCCUCUACACUCGAAGUAUGCAAGGGAUUUUGAAAACCCUCCUCUGUCUCAAUUUCCCAAGCGCAAUCAGGUGGUGUACACUCAAACUCGUGAUAAUAACAGAAUAAGGGGAGUUAUCACUGAGAAUGCAGCUCCGCCCAUCAAACCUGUUCCUCGUCCAUGCAAUUACUCGGCAUUUGCAAGGGAUUUUGAAAACCCUCCUCUGUCUCAGUAUCCCAGGCGCAAUGAGGGGGUGUACGCUCGAACUUGUGAUAAUAGCAGAGGAGUUAUCACUGAGAAUGCAGCUCCGCCCAUCAAACCUGUUCCUCGUCCAUGUAAUUACUCGGCAUUUGCAAGGGAUUUUGAAAACCCUCCUCUGUCUCAGUAUCCCGGGCGCAAUGAGGGGGUGUACGCUCGAACUUGUGAUAAUAACAGAGGACUUAUCACUGAGAAUGCAGCUCCGCCCAUCAAACCUGUUCCUCGUCCAUGUAAUUACUCGGCACAUGCAAGGGAUAUUGAAAACCCUCCUCUGCCUCAGUAUCCCAGGCACAAUGAGGGGGUGUUCACUCGAACUUGUGAUAAUAACAGAAACAUGGAGAUGACUGCUGCCUAUAAACAAGAUCUGGUCAAAGAGUUGCUAAAUGACACUGAUGAAAGCCUGAAGCUCGAGUGUAUUCGUGGUCAGUGCUCUAUUUACAGGGUGCCUAAAAAGAUUCGUAGUGUAAAUGAGCAAGUCUACACUCCUGAGGUAAUUUCAGUUGGCCCCCUCCACCAUGACAAAAAGGAAUUAUCUCACAUGGAAAAGAAAAAAAAGUAUGUGAAAAGCUUUUUUCGACAAAUACAAACAGAGAAAAAAAAGAAAAUAGAUAAAAUUCUAAGUUUUAUCGAGGACAAUGAAAAAAGAAUUUGUGAUUGUUACGCAGAAGCAUUUUCACUUGAGAGUCAUGAGUUUGUUACGAUGAUUUUAUAUGAUUCUAUUUUCAUUUUAGAGAUCUUCUUACGAGUGAGCUUAGAUGAUGCAAGUGAUAUAUUAUUAUUAGAUACACCAGCAGCAGUCAAUACUUUAUGGACUGACUUGCAAUUAUUUGAAAAUCAACUUCCGUAUUUUGUCCUCAAGAAAAUAUACAAGUUGGCUUCCGUUGACACCUCCCUACCUCCCUUCAUGGACCUUUGUGUUAAUUUCUUUGGCAAAUUUAUGGGUGUUCGAUUGAGUACUUCAACCGUUGAUAAGGUUAAACAUUUCACAGAUUGGAGAAGAAUUAGUCUACUCGAAGGCUACUCGUCAGUGUCAGAUAAAAACUGGGUUUCUGAUUUACCUUGUGCAGUAAAGCUACAUGAGUCAGGGUUAAAGUUUAAGUGUAUUGAAAUUGAAACAGGACAGAGCGUACUUGAUAUAAAAUUUGAAGCUAAUGAAUUGCAGAUACCACGGCUAGAUGUAUUUGACUCUACUGAAUGUCUGCUUAGAAACAUUAUGGCUUUGGAGCAGUGCCUUUACCGGGAGAAUGCUCAGGUUUGCAAUUAUGUUGAACUGAUGGAUUACCUUAUUAAUGAUGAAACGGAUGUGGAAUUGCUCAUUGGAAGUGGAAUUAUUUCCAAUCAUAUGGGGGACGAUGCUUCAGUGGCAACUAUGUUUAACAAACUUAAUCAACAUAUACCUAAAAGCAAAUCUUCUUACCAUAACUUAAGCGAGCAGCUCAAAGAACACUACAACAAUCCCUGGAAUAGAGCCAAGACAACUUUGAAAAGAGUAUAUUUCAGCAAUCCAUGGAGAAGCACAGCAACUGUCGCAGCGAUAAUACUCUUGUUUCUUACUAUUAUAGGAACUAUAUGUUCUAUCUUGCAGGUUGUGUAAUUUUAAUUGAUAAUUGUGUUAGAUCCAAAAUCUACUUGCAUUACUAUAAUAUGUAGUGUGAAGCUCCUUAUUUUAAUAAGAAUAUGUGUUUGUAUA
Molecule: messenger RNA, 3202 nt
Organism: Mangifera indica (mango)
Lineage: Eukaryota; Viridiplantae; Streptophyta; Magnoliopsida; Sapindales; Anacardiaceae
Product: UPF0481 protein At3g47200-like
Exons: 10
Coding region: 1088-3106 (672 amino acids)
Source: RefSeq, a predicted model, not a curated record